GUUUAUUAUCUCACAAGCAUUAUGACAUUUUAAUUACCGCUCUUGUAAAACCGAAAGAUGAGUGAGACUGGACGGAGCACUAUAUCUUUCACAUUACCAACAGAACGAACCUGGGAAAACAGUGAUGAUGGCGAGGAGGACACUCAUAUCCCAGAACAAUCUAACCAUACGAAAACUGAAAACAUUACAUUAAACAAAACAACAGGUCUGCAGUUAUUUAGUGACAACAUCAUAAAGCAAGACCAAAAUGCCACAUCAAAAAAUUCCAAGGAAAAUCAACAAACAAUAGCAGAUGAAACAAUAGCGUCAGGUGGGAAAAGUAGUCCAGAGAACAUGGAUAAACAUGAUGACGAUAAUACGGAGAUUAUUGAAAAAGUAGCGCAGAGUAAUAUAACAGAUAACUUUUCUAUAACAAAUUAUACACAAUCAGAAAUUUCAGAGCAAACAACUGAAUCAAAAGAGUUAUGCACUAACGACCAAGUACCGCCUAUUGACUUGAGUGGAAAACGCAAUGAGAAAGAAAACAAUAAAGAUGGAAGUUCUCGAAAGGAUAACAUUAAACGGCACCCAAGUAACAGAAGGGUUCAGAAGGUAGGGUUUAGUCCUAGGCGACAAACUAUUGCUCUUCAGAGAGAAAAACACAGAAAAGAAGAAAUCCGACGACAACCACUAGAAAUAAAGCGACAGUCUCUCGACAUAACAAGUUUGAAAGACAAGCAAGACGACAACCGUCGUCAGUCGAGACUUCCAUCACUUCAAAGUAUGGGAUCAAACAUAGCUAACCUUCUUAGGUCAGCUCGACAAAGUGUAAUACAUGGAAUUGGUCUAAGAAAACCGGACAUUGUCGACAAUAAAGUCAAGUUAGAAGUUGACAGAUUAUGGAAGAUCAGGACAAAUCUAAUUAGAAAAGAAAGCCAUGGAAGAGAAAACAUUUUGAAGCUGAAGUCUCUUAUAACUGACACAGUGGAACUACUAGGACGAGUCCGUGUCAACGUCAGAGAAAAAGAAAUAUAUUCCGAUGAAGAUGUAGAAUUUCAUGCCAGAGAAAUAAACAGCUUACAGUUACUGUUUCAUGGCAUACUGGAAAUAUGGUUAAAAGUGAAAGAUACAGAUAAAAUUGAAUACAAGAAUAUAAUUCUACCUGAGAUGAUGGAACUGGCGACCGAUAUGACUUCCUUGUAUGGAGAGGUUAUGGCCUUAUUCUUACAAAGGUUUGAUUUAAAUAUAAUCCCAAUGUUACGACCUGUCCAUGGACUAUACUACGGAUUAGGUCUACACUGUCGAUAUAAUUGUCUGGACAAAGAUAUAACUUACAGAGAUGGUGCUUCUACAGUAUACUCGGGUUUUAUAUCUGGAAUUCUCAGCCUUUUGAGGGGAACAAAAGUACUUCUCAAAAGACUAAAAUUUGAAGACGAGAAUGGUAGAGAAAGGCGACGACUUGUACAGUCCACAAUAUGUAGAUUUACAAAGGAUAUACAGUCUGUGUUAACACAUGGUCUUCAUUCAAUAUCUUUGGAAGAAUACAGAAAGUUGAUCCAUAAAUUAGGAAACCUGUGUUCUGAUGCUUUUUUCACUAUAGGGAAAACCAAGGGAAUUCUAGGUUCCUUAGAAAUGGGAGAAGGUGUGACAGCACUACAGCCAACAAAGUUAUUAGGAAAUAUAUCACAUUGUGACGUAGUAAGGUGUGCAGUAGAAGACAGACCAGAAGUUAUAAAUGGGCUUGUAUUUCAAGAGGGACAACAGUUAAUGUCUGAUAUAUUUCAAGUGACAGGAGCACCAUUUUGUACAUCCGAAAAGAUUUUGUUACGAUUUCCGUUAUCUACUGGGGCUUUACCACCGUCUUCAAUGGUCAAAGUAAAAGUUAAAUAUGGCACUAAGUGGACUGAUCUCAAUGGAGAAUUUAAGAACAACUACAUUGAGUUUGAAGCCAAGAUGAUAUCUGCGUUUGUGGCGGUUGUUGGAUUUCGUGGCAUUCACAGAGAAGUAACUACAGCAGGACACUCGUUUGUGUCGGAUGACGAUACACGUGUUAGAAUGAGUAUACCAAAAAACUCUUUUAGCGUCCCUUGCAUUACUAAAUUUCGGUUCAUUCAAAUUAACAGGAACAGGAUGUAUGGUUAUAAAGAAACAUGUAAAGAGGACUGUCAUGGUAUUGUUGCUUGUUCUGACAUUCUAAAUGUAACACAUGACGGAAAUGUAGAUAUUAAUAAGCCGAUUCUUGUACAUCUACCAAUACUCCAUGAUAUAGAGGAUAGUAACUCAGAAAUAGUCUUAUUCGAAAGAAAUCUAGAAGGCAGUUUAUCAAUUCGAAUCGUAAAUGAUGCCAUUCAAUGUGAACCACAUGGGAAUUGUUACACGUUUGCAGUUUCUUGUUUGAAUAACAGUAUUGCACUAGGAAAGGUGAAACGGAAAAUUCUAAAGAAGAAUAAAAAUAAAUUACUCGAAGAAUUUGAUUUAUAUUGUGGAUUAGAACAUAUAUGUAAUAUAAUGACUUAUAUGGAUAAGAACCUUCUCACUGUUGGAGUAGUAAAAUUGUGGGUAGAAAUAGUAGAAAAACGAUUUACAACUAGGAUAUUAAGAAAGCGCGCAAAUGAAGGACUAUUUGAGGUUCCAGGUAGCAGAAGCCCAGAUAUUCGCAUGAAAGAGCAGGAUGUUGUUCGUAUGGAAAUGGAUGGAACUAUUCAGAAGAUUCGUGAAAUACCUUCGGAACAUUAUUCAAUUGUAUAUUUGUCAACAGCACGUGAUAAUUACCGUUCUUUCCACGUCGAAGAACGCCGUGAUUCAAGAGGUCGGCAAGUGGGAAUUUUGAAUUUUAUAAGUGAUACUCAUGGAGAUGGAUUUUUAUUACAUUCAGCAACAAUCGAUAUUAAUCGAUAUCUUAUUAGUCUGUCACGAAUCCCUACAUCACAUUCAGAUAUUCGACCAAAUACCUAUGGAAGAUUGACAUUUUCCCGCCAAUCACGGUCAUCGAGGUCAUCCGGAAGAUCAGUUAAGUCAACAUUAGCAUACAAAGCUAUAUUUGAGGAAGUGCCAGUACUGAGUCACCAGAGCUUACUGAUACUUGCCGGUGCAAUGUCCGUAGAAACAGCGCAGAUGUUGGGUGUAGAGCUCGGACUUCAAAAUGAAGAUAUACUUAAUUUAAAGACAGUCAACCAACCAACAGUUCUUACCGUUUUCGAGAUACUUUGGAUGUGGCGAGGAAAGCAAGUCAGUAAAAACGACGCGGACCAACUCAUAGAAUGUUUAAAGAGAAUAGAAUCGGUUCAUUUAGCAAAUGUGGUAGCAAAAGCAAAUAGAGAAAAACGCUAUUUAACUAGAACAGACUUAAAGUGAAUAGUAUUUCUCCAUGUAAUUUUUGUAAAUAGUGUUUGAAGUUUCCAUCUGUUCAUGAAUAAAAAAAGAAAAUAAUUUGUUUAAUAUAUAA
Messenger RNA from Mytilus californianus (California mussel), 3424 nucleotides. RefSeq lists its product as uncharacterized. The transcript has 15 exons. The record is from RefSeq and is a predicted model, not a curated record. NCBI's taxonomy places the organism in Eukaryota, Metazoa, Mollusca, Bivalvia, Mytilida, Mytilidae. The coding region runs from base 58 to 3333 and encodes 1091 amino acids.